Messenger RNA from Knipowitschia caucasica, 792 nucleotides. NCBI's taxonomy places the organism in Eukaryota, Metazoa, Chordata, Actinopteri, Gobiiformes, Gobiidae. The record is from the annotation of a GenBank genome assembly.
AUGCGGCUGAUACGAGUAAACCGAGUCCUGAGCUUGUGGAACAGAAUCCCCCUCCCAGAUCCAACACGGAGCCUCACAACCCCCCUCCGAAGAUCCGACACCGGAAGCCAAAAUGCCCUGUUCUCAGCUAUAGUCCGCUUGAAUAUGACUUCUUUGAAUCCCGCGGAUCUGGCGGCUCUGCGAAACCGCUUCAGGAGAGACCCGGACUCUGUGCCCUCGGAGGCGGCGGACGAGAGCCACCCGGAGGAGACGUCCCAGAAGCCCCUCCCUCGUCUCAACCGUCACUCUGUGUUCUGGAUCUUCGCCGCCGUCGCUGUCACCUACUACAUGGACUUCUUCCACCAGCUUCUGCACAGUGACCUCAUCAACAGGUGGUGGUUGAAUGUGGGUCUUCUCUUCCUCGCUCUCUGCCUCUCCCUUGCCCUCUUCUGUAUUGUGUACCUGGAGUGGUUUAAGGGCAUCACCCACUACGACCAGCAGUACCCGGCUGUGCCUGCAGUCACCACAGCUGCGUUCAUUGCUGCAUCCUGCAGUUUGAACCUGGCGCUCUGGCCUCUUUGGUCCUUCCUUGCACCCCUCAUCCUCUUCACUCAGUUCAUGGGAGCUGUGAUCUGUUCCGCACGGACACAGAAGCGUCUGUGUGGAGAUCAGCGAAACAUGAAGAAGAGGGAGGAGGCGGCACGAGGGGGUGAAACUGAUCCACGUGAGUCAGCGGCUGAUGCGCGUGUGAACUCCUGCUGGCACGCGCCGGGUAUGACCCACAGGUGUCCCCCUCCCUUACCUCUCCUCUAA